This is a messenger RNA of Suhomyces tanzawaensis NRRL Y-17324, 2400 nucleotides long. RefSeq lists its product as uncharacterized. Gene Ontology annotation, cellular component: nucleolus. Gene Ontology annotation, molecular function: mRNA binding. Gene Ontology annotation, biological process: regulation of translation. The record is from RefSeq and is a predicted model, not a curated record. The coding region runs from base 181 to 2226 and encodes 681 amino acids. The transcript has a single exon. NCBI's taxonomy places the organism in Eukaryota, Fungi, Ascomycota, Pichiomycetes, Serinales, Debaryomycetaceae.
UAUGAACAAUUCACACACCUUCCCAUCACUCUAGUGACAUUACUGACUCCAAGUCAUUCACAAACCCAGUGUAGCAGCCCCAGACCAUCGAGAUCUAACUGCCCCAGACCAAUUUGGUCACGUGACCACCCCAUCGCGAUGCCUCUUAACAAUUUUUCAUUUCUACUAUUACCUUCAACAAUGGCUGUCACUACCAAAGGGACCAAGCGUGCUGCUCCCCAAUCCAAGAAGGAUACCAAGAAGACCAAGGUCGUGGAGAAGAAGCUCCCAUCGCCUCCUUCCGAAUCCGAAGACUCUGAGUCCGAGGAUGAAUUGGAUCAAUCGGAAGAAAUCGAGGCUUCCUCUGAAGAUGAGUUAGACGAUCUUUCUGAAGAUGAAGACGAUGCCAUGGCCGAGGGCAAGGACAGCGAGAAUGACGACGAAGAUGCUGAAGAUGACGAAGCUGAAGACGCAGCUUCCAAGCCUGUUGACCCUAACAAGAAAACCUCUGCUGAACAGCAUGCUGAACAACGUAAGGUUUUGGCCGAAAGAAAGUUACAGAGAAAGUCAGGAAUCCAGGUCCAGCAGAUCAAGAACCUCUGGGAAAAACUCAGAGUCGCCAAGCCUGCUCCCCCAAAGGCUGUUCGUGAUAAGUUGUGUGACGAGAUCUGGGAGUUAUCCAAGGACGUUGUUUUGGACCUUGUGAUGAAGCACGAUGCUUCCAGAGUGGUCCAGACCUUGAUCAAGUACUCGUCCAAGACCAGAAGAGAGGCCAUCACCAAGGCUCUCAAGGGUAACUUUUACCUCUUGGCCACCUCUUCCUACGGUAAGUACUUGCUCAUCAAGCUCUUGCACUAUGGAUCCAAGGAAUCAAGACAAUUGAUCAUCGACGAACUCCACGGCAACUUGCGUAAGUUGAUGAGACACAAGGAAGGUGCCUAUGUCAUUGAAGAUUUGUUCGUGUUGUACUCCACUCAAGAACAAAAGUUACAGAUGAUCAGAGAAUUCUGGGGCUCCGAAUACGCCGUCUUCAAGGACUCUGGUAAGGGAAAGACCGUGUUGGAAAUUAUUGCCGAAUCAUCUGAAAAGAAGCAGCUUAUCAUGUCCAAUCUUUUCGGUACCAUCAAGGCUUCCGUCGAGAAGGGUUCCACCGGGUUCCAGAUUUUACACGCAGCCAUGAAGGAAUACACUGGUAUUUUGGCCAGCGACCUUGAAGUCCACGACAAGCAAAUCAGGGAAUUUAUUGAAGUUUUACAGGAGCAAUUCGCUGAAUUGGUACAUACACAAGAAGGUUCUGAUGUUGCAUGUACUUUGCUCAGUGUUGCCAACGCCAAGGAAAGAAAGUUGAUCAUCAGAGCAAUGAAAAACCACACCCAAGAGUUGGUAAAGAACGAGUACGGAAAUCUCGUUUUAAUCACGUUAUUUAUGACCGUCGAUGAUACCGUCUUGCUUACCAAGUCGUUCAGUAACGAAAUUUUCACCAAAGAAACCAUUGCAUCAUUGGCCAAGGACAAGUGGGCCAGAAGACCCAUGAUCUACUUGUUAAAGGGGUUGGACGGAAGAUUCUUCAAUCCUUUGGUCAAGGCAUCCUUGGCAAAGUACGAAGAAUUAGCAUACAAGAAAACCUCCAAGAAGGAACAAGAACAAAGAAGAUCCGAAUUGGCCGUGAAAGCCAUUCCUUUGAUCUACCAAAGUCUUCUCGCUACUACCGAAUCCGAAGACCCUGAACGUUCUUUCGAUGGUAUCUUGAACGUGAACAUUGCUACCCAAUUCUUGACUGAAUUAAUUUUGACCUCUACCGAUAUUGCUGAAGUCAACGACACCUUGAGACCAAAGCUUUUGGACGUUAUAUUCGAAAAGACCGUCAAGGGGGAUGUCUUGGAGGACUACCAUCUUAUAAAUAAGGUUCCUUUUAUUUCCAGGUCGUUGAAGUCUUUGAUCCAAGGCAACGAGUUCAAGUGGAACAACGAAACCAAGAAGUUGGUGGUUGUCAAGGGUGAAGAAAUCCCAGGGGUCGGUACUGACUUUGCGGUUAGAGUGUUGGACGAAAUCAUGAGCAACGAUCAGCUCACCUCGUGGGUUAGCGGACAAAGUGCAUUUGUCGUUGUCUCCAUCUAUGAAGUGUUGAAGUUGGGAAACCACAAGAAGAUCAAGGAAUUGACCAAGGCCUUGGGUAAGGAGAAGAAGACCUUGAAGGCUGACAAAGACAACAAGGGUGCCCAAUUGUUGUUAGAGCUCAUCAAUUAGUUCGUUGUCGUUGUGACUACAUUGCAAGCACGGCUCUUUAAGGUCCCAAUAGGACUAACAAAUGCCUUUGCGAUGAAUUUUCUGUUGGAGCCGUCAUGUGGCGGGUCCUACUGUUAGCUCUCUGUAUAUUAAUAUCACAUAAGAUCCAAUUUAAUCAGUACUCGGUCAUCAAUC